Rhizophagus irregularis DAOM 181602=DAOM 197198 is the source of this 393-nucleotide messenger RNA. RefSeq lists its product as uncharacterized. The record is from RefSeq and is a predicted model, not a curated record. Lineage: Eukaryota; Fungi; Glomeromycota; Glomeromycetes; Glomerales; Glomeraceae.
AUGGACAAACCAACAGUCACGGUUUGCAAACAACUUGAUGUACAUCAAGAAAAACUACAUGAAGGUACUUCACAUUCCAAACUACUACCUCAAAGACCCGAACAACAAGAAGAAGAAACUGCUUUACUCACGGAAGAAAAACAUUUAAUUCAUAUGAAGGACGAUUUAUGGAGGCGUAGAUGUCUAUCAAUUGGUUGCGGAAGACAAAUGGAAAAACUGUCUCCUGUGUCAUCAUAUAUACCAGAUCGUAUUCGUAAACGUCGAAUUCAACGACAACUAAAAAGUAAUACAUCUAGAUUAAAUUUUAUUAGACAAAUUAGACAGUUGCCAAGACAAAACACAACCACCAAUUUAUUCGAAUUCCAAUUCUUUAAUGGAACUGAUUUCUAUUAA